Messenger RNA from Syngnathoides biaculeatus (alligator pipefish), 4605 nucleotides. RefSeq names its product SH3 domain and tetratricopeptide repeat-containing protein 1. The record is from RefSeq and is a predicted model, not a curated record. The transcript has 19 exons. Gene Ontology annotation, molecular function: protein binding. Lineage: Eukaryota; Metazoa; Chordata; Actinopteri; Syngnathiformes; Syngnathidae. Bases 243 to 4070 code for a protein of 1275 amino acids.
UCGCACCAGAAUAACACGAGGGUAAGGAUUCCUUUUCAAUUAGUAACAACUCAUUCCUUACUGUGUAAUAAUCAAUUUAUUUAAUUAAUUACACUUUUCAUGUCUAUUCCCACUUAAUUGACCAGCUUUUAUUUUGGAGAGCCUGAGCGACUGCUGUUUGCUCGACACUUGUUUCCUCCUCUGAGAAGUGCUGAUGUGUGUCCUCGCAGCGCGCUUGUGUGCGACCCGAGGAAGAGAGUACGAUGGAAAAAAGCAAACAGCACCGCAAACUCGGUGCCGCUUUCUCAAAAGAUGCCGUCAGUCCGAAGGGAAAACCUGAGGAGAACUUUCCUACAGCUUUGUCACUGCGCCUGAAUGUGGUCGCGGGUCCCGAGUGUCUUCCUGCACGCGAGGAGUCGCAGGAAACGCUGCGAGGGAAACUGCGCAAUCAGCAGGACGACAGCACUGAGCUCAGCGCUCUCUUUAGGGAGUUGUCUGCCCACCUGCUCGCCGUCGACAGUGAAGACCAAGUGAUUUUUGUCACGUUCAAAACCUUCGAGGAAGUGUGGAAGUUCACAACCUAUUACACGCUGGGUCUCCUGGGUCAUUUCAUGGAGCAGCUGUUGUUUGACCAGAAGUUGUGGCUCCUUUCCUUGGAAGAACAGUUGAGGAUCGAGGUCUCCACUCCGGAGGACACUCUUCGUGUUUUCUACACCUGCGCUCUCAUGCAUGAAGCGUCGCUUUUCGCUCGCUGCGCCGCGAGCCAGAUUUUUGACAGUUCCACCUCCGGAGGUGAUCUGUACCUGGAACAGGGAGACAUUGCGCUCUUUGAGGCACCCUUGCAGGACUCGGGCUGGACUGUCCUGUGUCUGGCGGACGGAGCCAGAGGCACUACGCCCAAACCGACACUGGAGCCCGUCAUACCUUUUCAUCAGUGGUUUCUCAAGUCCUGCCCCGAGAGCAUUUUAGUGGGUGAUGGCAAACCUGCCAGUGACCUCCCUUUGCACUUUGCCACGGGCGCGUGUGUGGCCACCGUGCAGUAUGACGCCGAAGGUCCAGACGAGUUGAGCGUGUCACCGGGUGAUCGCAUCGUCAUCAUGGGACGACUGGUGUCCUGCCACCGCUGGUUCUUGGGCGCCAAGGAGGAAACGGGGGAAGCGGGUCUGGUGGCGACGAGCCAGGUGCAACGCUCGGGUGACACUUAUGAGUCGGUAAACGCUCUUUUAGACGGAGAAGAAGUCAACUUCUUCAACCUCCGUGAGGACGACAUCAUUGAGGAAACGACUGCCUUGCUCGAGAGAACAUCUCAAAGUGAUGUCGGUCAUGCGUACAAACUAGAUGUGUUCAGUUACCAAGACUCCGAGAAGAAUCGGUCAAAAAAUUCCUCAGCCUCAGUUGAGCCUGACGUCGCAGAAAAUACGGAGUGGCUUUUCGACCGAGAAAAGCACUUAACCCCCGUGCGCGUUUGUCCGAGGAUCCAAGAGGAUGCGAUUGAUCCCGUUGAAGGCCGACGCCUGAAAACUCCUCGUUUCACAGUUCAGCCAGCUGAAGAGAGACAAGACACCGAGAACAUCGCUUUGCUCCUGUCUUUUUUUGAAGGACGAGAAUCCAAAGAUGAGUUCAGAGUGUUGUACCUACAAAGUCCUGAACAUCUGUCCUCCUCCAUCUUUUGCGGCCACUCCUGCGACGACGAGUUGAUCUCCUUUCUCUCCGUCGCCAGAGAAACUGCCAGGAAGAAGCGGCAAUUGUGGUCCCAGACUCGUUUAUGCUUCUUGCUGGGCAAGUUCUCUGCUGCUAAGUCCAAAUUCAGCCAGGCCCGGGUUUACUUUGAGGAGGCUCUCGCGGUCCCUCGUGAAACUUUCAAAGAUGUUAGUCUGCUGGCGAGCAUUUACUCCAAUCUGGCAGGCAUUUAUUUUUUACAGAAGAACACAGAGAGCUUCUUCGGUAUGUCCGAGCGACUCGUGGCCUUGUUAAUGGGAACGUCGCACUGCCUGGAAUGUGUGAAGGAAAGCUCGGUUCUAGAAUACGCCCUCAAGAAAGCGGUUCUUUCUCAAAACACAAUGGCUGAAGCUCGAGCUUGUUAUUUUCUGGUGAUGUAUCAUUGGACGAAUAAACAGGGCUCCCAAGUUGUCCCGUACCUAGAGAGACUCCUUGUUCUAUCCACCACAGCCCAGGGAAGGUCCAGCAUCUCUCCCAGUGGAGGGCAUCUAACCCUGGGGAGGCUCUACAGGGAAAUGGGCCUCCACCAUCUCAGUAUUUGCUCAGCUGCAAGAGCAUCACGCCAUCCUUCUACGACACUGACUGACAGCUUCAGCAGCCUGCUCCUUGUCUCUGACAACACCACGGACGAGGACUCCUUCCCAGCUCACCUGGCUCCAUAUUUACACUGUUGUCUGUCUUUGACCGACAACCAAGGAACACCACGACAUGGACAACAUUCGGCGUUGAAGCACCAACUUGCCGUUUGUCUCUCGCAGCUCUUUUACCGGCAGGGGAUGCUUGACAACGCGAUCCGACUCAUGCGCGUUCUCAUCGGCGAAACUCCUCCCUCCGCCGACCCGGCAGAACAGAAGAACGCCCUCAUCUGGCUGGCGUGGCUCCACAUCCACGACCGUCAGCCGAGCGUGGGACUGCAUGUCUUGGACUCGGUCUCGGCCGCCCUGCCUGAGCACUACACCGUGCCGCUGAAAGGGCUGGUGCUCAACAUGCGUGGCGUGGCGCUCCGGUGCAUGGGUGACCUUCGCAGGGCGGCAGAGAGCUAUCACGCUGCUGUGGAGAUCUGCCAGGAGUACAAAGACAUGCCGAACUGGGCAGUAGCUCAUGCUAACCUUGGGCUGAUGUGCCUCAAGGCUGGAGCUAAAGGACUGGCCCAGAAGCACCUGAUGGAGUCUGUGCAGCUCUUUUCUGCUCUGGACGGAGGGCACGAGGCCACUUUCAUCGCUGUGCUGCUGGAACUGGGACAACAUUGCGUGAAGGAGCGCCGGAUGCAUCAUGGGAAAGGAUGCUACGAGUGGGCUUUGCUGCUGGCAAUCGGUGCCAACCUCUCAGAAUGGCAGCUGAGGGCGGUAAGACGCCUGUGCCACCUGUACGAAUGUGAGAGUCCAGACCAGGCCCGGCACAUCAUCUACAGCCAGUACCAGGUCCGGCUGCUUCGAGGAACGCGAGACCGAGAACGCGAGGGCGACGCGCAGGAAGCUGUCAGCCAGCUCUUCCUGUCGCUGGCCACAGACAGGGCCUACCGCGCAGCUCUUGACCACACCAAGAGCAGCCUGGGUAUUUUCAUCGACCUGGGCCGCAGGGAGAAGGAGGCGUACGGGUGGCUGCAAGCCGGGAAGAUCUACCACCUCCUUGGCCAGGUGGAACUGGUGGAACUUUACGUGCAGGCGGCUCAGGAUGUCGCCCUGAGCACAGGAGAUACCAAGUUCAUCUUGAACCUGCUGGAAGCUGCUGGAGAUAUCUUCUUCAACAGCAGCCAGGACCGGGACAAGGCCAUCACCUACUACAGGGAUCGCGCUCUUCCCAUCGCGGCCAGGAGCGACUCGGUGUCAAGCAAGCUGAGGUUGUGCAACAAGCUGACUGAAGUCAUGCUCAGCCUCCGACUGUACGGAGACGCUCUGGAGUUUGCUCACACCGCGCUGGACAUCAGCAUUACGUUGGGGGAGCGCUUGAACGAGCGGGUGGCCUACCAUCGUCUGGCCUUCCUGCACCACCGUUUGGGUCAGUGUGAGCUGGCUGAACACUUCUACUUGAAGACCCUCAGCCUCUGCCCGGCCCCUCUGCAGUUUGACGAGGAAGCGCUCUACUACGCCAGGGUCUACCGGACCUUGGGGGACAUCCUUUUCUACAAACUCAAGGACCCAUUUGACGCGGCAGGCUACUACCAUUUAGCGCUGGCCGCCGCCAUGGAUGUGGGCGACAAGAAGUCGCAGCUGGUCCUGUGCACCCGCCUGGCCACCCUCUACCACAACUUCCUCAAGGACCGCCAGCUCUCGCUUUUCUUCUACAAGAAGUCCCGGGGACUGGCCGCAGAGCUCAGCGUCAGGAGGGUGAACGCGGCGUUGGCGGAUCGCGCCGGCGUCGCGGUUUACUAGGCGGCGCCCAGGCUCGGUCAGAAACCGCUCCACCGCUGUAUGACAUUUCUGGACAGCGAGGUACACCAGUACAACAUCACGUAUCGUAUUUCCAUACAGUUGAGGCAUAUAUUUAAUAAUCCAUACGGGUACCUAAAUUUUUUUCAAGGAACUUUAAGAGUGUACUGAAAUGUCAUGCAGUACUUGAGGGCAGUUGUGGAAAAAUUGUUGCUAGUAAGACAAUCUAGUAGUGCACUCAAGUGUCGUACCAGUGAGACCAAAGAGGCUACCAGUACUUAGACAAUUCAGUGUAUUCGUAGGAUAUGUAAUAAAUGCUCAAAAGGGUUUGCCGUACAAAAAUUUCGGCGCUUGCGUACAGUCACGGAGGUUUUGCGCCACUGAGGGUCAGUGUAAACCUGUUUCGAGGCUGCCGGUCUGGAGAUACUAGUACACAACACCCGAAGCGCGGAAUGAGCUGAAAAUGGAAGUGGAAAGAAAGAGCAAUCUGCUCAUUUAAAAAUGCUGACGAACGGGACAAUAAAGAUGUUCUGAAACA